This is a messenger RNA of Fonsecaea nubica, 816 nucleotides long. RefSeq lists its product as hypothetical. The coding region runs from base 1 to 816 and encodes 271 amino acids. The transcript is spliced from 2 exons. Gene Ontology annotation, molecular function: oxidoreductase activity. Lineage: Eukaryota; Fungi; Ascomycota; Eurotiomycetes; Chaetothyriales; Herpotrichiellaceae. The record is from RefSeq and is a predicted model, not a curated record.
AUGGCUAUGGAGUUAUUCUUCACAGACCGGGUCUACGCCAUCUCCGGCGGCGCGAGUGGAAUAGGUCUGGCGACGUCGAAACUCCUACUGAAGUACGGCGCCAAAGUCUCUAUCGGGGACAUUAAUAUACCCAGUGGCCUUCUCGCAGAGCUCGCCGGCGCCGACUCCCAGGCAGGAGAAUCGGCCGAGAACAAAGACAUUCUUCUGAAAAAGGUCGACGUGCGGUCUCGCGCCGACGUCGAUUCGUGGAUCGCCGAGACGGUGGAAAGAUUCGGAAAGCUGGACGGGGCGGCAAACCUCGCGGGCACGAUUCCCAAGGACCACAACAUCGGGGGCAUUGAAGACGUCGAUGACGACCAGUGGCGCUUCGUCUUCGACGUCAAUGUGCACGGCAUGAUGAACUGCCUGCGAGCACAGCUCAAGGUCAUUGGGAAAGACGCGAAAGGGGGACAGGGAGAAGGAGGCGCCGUCGUCAACGCGGGGAGUGGCCUGAGUCUCCAGGGCAGGGAGUACACGACCGCAUACACGGCGAGUAAACAUGCGGUACUGGGCAUGACGAGGUGUGUGGCCAAGGAGGUGGGCAAGAGGGGAGUCCGUGUCAACUGUGUCGCGCCGGGCUUCACAAACACCCCGCUGAUGAAGCAAUCCAUGGCGAUAUCCGAAGGUUCGGCGUCGGCAGAGGACUUUUCGACUACCGCCCUCGGCAGGAUGGCACAGCCGGUCGAGAUUGCCGACACGAUCGUCUAUCUGCUGAGUGACAAGGCGAGUUUCGUGACGGGGGCCUGUGUUUCUGUCGACGGAGGGUGGUUUUGUUGA